Molecule: messenger RNA, 7672 nt
Organism: Aedes aegypti (yellow fever mosquito)
Lineage: Eukaryota; Metazoa; Arthropoda; Insecta; Diptera; Culicidae
Gene: rut
Product: Ca(2+)/calmodulin-responsive adenylate cyclase
Exons: 15
Coding region: 1033-7245 (2070 amino acids)
Biological process (GO): cAMP biosynthetic process; adenylate cyclase-activating G protein-coupled receptor signaling pathway; intracellular signal transduction
Cellular component (GO): plasma membrane
Molecular function (GO): adenylate cyclase activity
Source: RefSeq, a predicted model, not a curated record
AUAAGAAAGGUUCAGUCUACGGAGAGAACUCGAGUCGUGAACAACGAACGCGCGAUUGCUGCUUCCGUGAACGGCGUGUGUGUCUUCUUCGCGACCAGACCAAACCCGAAACUCUUUUUUCUUUUCUCCUGGUGAUAUCUUCUUCCGACGAGUGCAUUUUUUUUUUGGUGGAUGUCAAGUGCGAUGACGGUGUUCUUGAGGGGUGGAUUCUGGUGACUAAACAAGUGAAUUGAAGUUCUGGGGAUUGAAACUUGUGUGAUUGGUGCAGUGCUGUCAUUAGUGAUUACAAUCGAAAGGGAGGAAAAUCCCCAUCCAAACCGACGAAAUCGACCGUCGUCGACGACGACGUUGAAGCUAGAUUUUUCGGAAUUCGGUGUAAGAGAAACGUUCUCUCGUCGUUGAUUGGAAAUUCUGCCGCAGAAGAAAACAAAAGCGGCGACGGCGUGACGGUGAGCAACUGUCAAAGGUGCAUUGUUUGCGGGAGUUUACGAAUUAAGGGAGUGUGAGUUCUCAUGUGGGGAAGUCAUGUGAGGGUGUGAAGCCCAUGGCUUGCUGCGUCCAUUGAAGGAAAGCAGUGUUCUGUGAGUUCAAAGUUCAUUAACCAUUCAAGCAGAAGAAAAAGCGGUGAGUUGUGUUUUUGAGAUCUCAGGUGUAUGUUCGACAAUGUUGGUGAGUGUAAAGCAGAAGAUGAAAAUGUCUGUCGAAUCGUUCUGUUGAUCUGUGAUUCUGUCAAGAGGGUGUGAGGGAGUUCUGUUCGACGACAGCAGUCAGUGUUUAGAUUUUGUGUUUUGUUUUUCUCUCCGAACCGAGGCGAGAAGAAUUCAAAUCGAAUAUAAACAACAACCGUUAGGGUGAAUCGAGAAGCGCUUCCUGGCGUCUCUGCUGAUUGGAUUGAUUGGAUUGUUUUCGUCGCAGCAUCAACCACAGGAGGUCACUGUUUGACGGCCGGCUAAUUCAUCCUGGACCAGCACCCUGGCGGACGGCACGGACAACGGUUAGGGAGGCGGGAGAGUUGGCAGCACUGCCUGGGCCAUGGAUCACGCGGUUCACGCUGCCCGAGGAAGACCAUGGAACAAGCUGCGCUUCGAGAACAACGAGCUGGAAUGCCUGUACCAGCGGUACACCCUCAAGUUGCAACGGUUCUCCGUGACCGGAGUCGUUGCCCUGGUCGUGGUCCUGUGCGGCGUCAUGGCCGGGCUCAGCCUCGGUUACAACCAGGCGCCGACGUUACAUAACGUCUUCAACUCGUUCAUGUGUCUGAUGUUUGCCGUCAUUCUGGCGCUGCUGCAGUUCCGGUUUAUCCGGGACUCGCACCUGCCGUACCUGUGCUAUGGGAUCCUGUUCUUCACGGCGGCCUUCUGCUUCAUCUCGAUGCCCACCGUGGGGAUUGUGUUCCCCGUCGAUACCCGGGAGGUGAUGGCCGAGGGCGUCUGGCAGAUUGUGUUUGUGGUGUUCUUGGCGUACGCCAUGAUGCCGCUGCAGAUCUGGGAGGCGGUGCUGUUCGGGAUCAUCUUGCCGUCGAUACACAUCGGACUGACCGGGUAUAAUAUCUACAAUGAGAACUUUCAGUAUUUGGCGUAUCAACAGCUCGCGGCCAACAUCGUCAUCUUCGUGGGCGUCAACGUGGCCGGACUGGUCGUCAACGUCAUGAUGGAACGGGCCCAGCGACGGGCAUUCCUCGAUACCCGCAAUUGCAUCGCAGCUCGACUAGAGAUGGAAGAUGAAAACGAGAAGCUGGAGCGGCUGCUGCUAUCGGUCCUGCCGCAGCACGUGGCCAUGGAGAUGAAGAACGAUAUCCUGUCGCCGGUGGAGGGCCAGUUCCACAAGAUCUACAUCCAGAAGCACGAGAACGUCAGUAUUCUGUUUGCGGAUAUCGUCGGGUUCACGGUGCUGGCUUCGCAGUGCAGUGCCCAGGAGUUGGUGCGGCUGUUGAACGAGCUUUUUGGGAGGUUUGACCAGCUGGCGCACGAUAAUCACUGUUUGCGGAUAAAGAUUCUCGGGGAUUGCUACUAUUGUGUGUCGGGGAUUCCGGAUCCGAGGGCGGAUCACGCGAGGUGUGCCGUGGAGAUGGGACUGGACAUGAUCGAUGCGAUCGCUUCGGUCGUUGAACAGACGGAUGUGAUACUCAACAUGAGGGUGGGGAUUCAUUCGGGCAGAGUUCUUUGUGGAGUUCUGGGUCUUCGAAAGUGGCAGUUUGACGUGUGGUCUAACGACGUGACGAUGGCGAACCACAUGGAGAGCGGAGGCGAGGCAGGUCGGGUCCAUGUGACCCGGGCUACCCUGGAUGCCCUCGGAGGAGAGUACGAAGUUGAGGCAGGUCACGGCGAUACGAGAGAUUCGUAUCUCCGCGAUCACCAGAUCGAUACGUACUUCAUCGUACCGCCGGCUCAUCGAAGAAAGCCCCUGAUGUUGAACACCUUGGGGGUUCGUUCGGCCCUGGGGGCCGCCAACCGGAGAAAGCUCUCGUUCCGGAACGUGUCCAAUGUGGUGGUCCAGCUGCUCCACACGAUCAAGUACUCGGUUCCGGUUCCGUUCUCGCACAUGGCCACCGGUGGGUCACCUUAUCCCGGUGGCGGCGGCGGCGGAAGCAGUGGCGGUCCAGCCGGUGGCCCCGGCGGUGGAAUGUUCCUCGAUAAGAACGCCCGAAAGGAUCCGGUGCUCCACUUGCAACGUAUGCUCCACGCCAGUCCCUACCAGGCGCACAUGGCUGCCACCGCUGCAGCAGUAGGCGGCGCCACCGGAGAAAGCACCGGUCUGAUGGCCGGGACGCGUGGAGGCGACGUCGGCGAUUCCUCCCAGUACGAUACGGAUUCCGGUGGCACCAGACUCAAAAACAAGGUCACCGACAAGUUCAAGCGGCCGUUCAAGAAGCGCCACUCCAGCGUGUACCACCAGCCGUCGAACCGGGUCAACAAGUUCCUCUCGCAGGCCAUCGAAGCGCGCAGCGUCGAUCGGGAGAAGUCGGUCCACGUCAAACGGAUCUCGUUGCAGUUCCGGGAGAAGGACAAGGAACGCCAGUACCACCAGGACUUCGAUCUGGGCUUCACCACGGCCAUGGGCUGCAGCUUGCUGCUGUUGAUCCUCAGCGCUGGAUUGCAGAUUUCAGCGUUACCUCGUACCUUGAUAUUGCUGUUGCUAUUUCUGACGGCGUUCAUCUGGAUCAGCUCGAUCCUGAUGCUGCUGUUGGCCGUAAGACUGAAGUGGAUCUUCUGGGACCUGUCGCAGAGUUUCUCGCUACGCCUGGCGAUCACAGUUUUCACGAUCGUGCUGCUCUACUCGGUCGGACAGGUCAAUGUGUUUACCUGCCUCUCGGACCACCCUUGUACUACUAACUUCACCACAAAAGCCGUGGAUCCGUUCCAACACGUGGAUCCGGCGGCAGCUUCAGCAUCUUCGUCAGUGCCUGCCUCGCACGAGACGUACGUACCCUUUCCGGGUGAUUCCGUGCCGACGGCACCUGGAGCGAACUACGCUCACCGAAAGUGUGCACUUCCGCAGUACAUCUCCCUGUCGGCGGCCUUUUCCUUCCUGACCGUGUCGAUAUUCCUGAGGUUACCGAUCAUGGUGAAAACGUUCCUGAUCAUGCUGAUGGGCAUCAUGUACUGUCUGUUCAUCGAGCUUUCGCACACGAACAUCUUCGACUGUUACGAUCAGCGGGUAGAGUCGGCCAUCCCGCUGCACACGAUCUCGCUGGCAAGGAUCAUCAUCUUCAUGAUCGCGAUCUUGGCCCACGGGCGGCAGGUCGAGUGGACGGCCCGGUUGGACUUCCUGUGGCAGCUGCAGGCAUCGCAGGAGAAGAAGGAGAUGUCGGUGCUGCAGCAGUCCAACCGGAGGAUCCUGUACAACCUGCUGCCGUCGCACGUGGCUUCGCACUUCCUGGACAACCACUUCAGCCGGAACAACAUGGGUACUCUCGGUGGCAAUCAGGAUCUGUAUCAUCAGAGCUACAGCAAGGUGGGCGUGAUCUUCGCCAGUGUGCCGAACUUCCACGAGUUUUAUACGGAGUUGGACGGGUCCAAUCAGGGCGUUGAGUGUCUGCGGCUGUUGAACGAGAUCAUCGCGGACUUUGAUGAGUUGUUGUGUGAGGAGCGAUUCCAGUCGGUCGACAAGAUCAAGACUGUGGGCAGUACGUAUAUGGCUGCGGUGGGGUUGAUUCCGGAGUUCAAGAUGCUUCCGAGUGAUCACGGUUCGACGCGGAAGCUGAUGACGGCGUUGAUCGACUUUGUGAAGGCAAUGCGAGUCACGUUGAAGAAUAUCAACGAGAAUUCGUAUAAUAAUUUCAUGCUGAGGGUUGGGGUGAACGUAGGACCGGUGGUGGCUGGAGUUAUCGGGGCCAGGAAGCCGCAGUACGAUAUCUGGGGAAAUACGGUGAAUGUAGCGAGCAGAAUGGACUCAACGGGUAUUCCGGGGUACACGCAGGUAACUCAAGAGGUGAUCGACAGUCUUCAGGGCAGCCACUUUGAGUUCCGGUGUAGGGGACAGAUUAAGGUAAAAGGUAAGGGUGACAUGGUGACGUAUUUCUUGUGUGAGCAGAAUGAGAAUAUGCUGAAUGGGGGAGGAGCGAUGGGAGGGAUGAACGGGACGCGGGAUCGUCAGACGCCAGCUUCGAACAUAAUCUCCAACUACCAAACGGACAGUUUUCAUCACAUGAACAUUGGGAGUCAACAGGGGUGUUACCAAACGCAGGCGCCGGUCCUGCAGCCUCAAAGUUACUAUAUGAAGCGAUCGGACAUGGAUAGCGGGAGUGUGAAGAAUACCAAGUGGCAGAUGGGCAACGACAGCUUCUCGAAGAAAGAGAGCUACAAUUUUCUGGAAAGCCCGAACUUACUUCAUCAACAAACUCCCGUCGGUCAGCACCAUUUUCAGCAGCAGCAGCAGCAGGCCCAGCAGCACCAGCUACAACAGCAAGCACAGAUGAAGAUCGCUUACAAGCACAACAACAUUAACAAUAAUCACAUCAGCGCUGGAUACCAUGGCAACCAUCACAGUCAACCGACCAAUCACAUGAACAACAACAAUAACAACAAUUACGGCAAACGCAAUGACUAUCUCCAUGGCAACGGCUCGGUGGGAGGUCAGCACCAGCCAAGUUACAACAUUCGGGAAAACUUUAACAUCAUCGAAAACCCGAAUGUAAAAGAAGCUGAUGAGAACAACUUCAACAAGCUGAACCACAGUGGCCAUAAAGUCCGAAACAACAAGAACCAUCAUCAUCAUUAUCACCAUCGACACGACCCCGGUGCGGGUAGCACCAGCCAUAAUCCCAGCAAUCGAUACGUAACGGCUUCGGAGAACGAACCUCUGCUUGGCUCGGGCAUGAUCGGCAACGCCAUCAUCAAGCCUAUCCAGCAGAUCCAACAGAUACCCAAAUACGAACCUCCCCGCUAUGCCACGGGAAGUGCUGCCUUCCCUCAUCAACCGAUGAACAACAACGCCAGCUAUAAUUUCCCCGCAGCCCCUAGCUAUCACCAACAGCAAGUGCCGCCUCCGCACCUUCUCCGACAGCACCAGCUCUACCAACAGCAGCACCAACAACAACAGCAACAACUCCUUAAACAGUACAUCAAACCUCUACCGAAGCUUCCCCACGAAUACGACGAAUCCCGGGAAAUGUCCUCCACGGAUGAUCUCAGCUCUCGACCGCGCUCCCCUUCGGUUUCCUCCUCCGACGAGAGCUACUCCAAAACCACCGAAGGCGAAGAGCUGGACGGUCAUUCUCCGCUCCCCGCCCGGACUUCCUACCCCAACAACUUCAACAACCCGCUCCAAUACCUCUACCCGGGCGACAUUCAGGUAGAUCCGACCUCCCCACCCAAGCUCAGCCCGAUCGACUUCGCCAACAUGAAAGACUUCGAGGUGACCACGACGGCGGAAACCAAAUCCUCGGCGAACCCCAACAAGGGCGAGUCGUGCAAUAGCUUCGAGUUCCAUGACAAGCCUUCCGCCGCAAUGGGCGCCACUCAACCGCUUCAACCUCCAACAAACUUCCCCAAGUCGCCUUUUGAACGGGAACUGCAACGAAGGCUUGCCGAGUCGCAAUCGCGACCGAUGCUGGCCUCCGCCGCUGGCAACGGCAACAACAACCUCGAUCACCAAUCGGAGCUGCCGUCGGUGCGGCGGGACUCCGCCGAGAAGAUCAAGAACGUGAACAACUUGUUGCUGGCGAAGCACCCCGGAACGCUGGAGGCGAUCAAGGAAGCCACCAGGAAUAAGAAUCCGUCAGAGUCGAGUCAUAUGCAAACGUCGGACACGGAAUCGUGCGAGAUCAUCCACGACUACCGGUCGUCCCCUUCAGGCGGUGGACCGGGAUCGAUGGACCGUCGGCACCAACAUCACCACCACCGGCAGCACCAUCACCAUGCACUGUCGCAACAAUCGCCCCGAAUGCACCCUCGAAACCUCCACCACAAGUACAAUGCGGCGACCAAGAAGUCCUCCAACGAGACGUCCUCCAACAUCGAAGCGGACGAAGACCUGCGGCUGUCGAACGAAGCGAUCUACCGGGGUCGAGGACGGGACUCGGACGACCUGCUCGACGAUGACGAGCCGGACGAGGAGGACGUGGAAGAGGAGGAGUCGGAAGACGACGACGAUGACGAAGAAGAUCUUGACGAGCGGGAACCAAGACGGAACGCGAUGCGAAGGGGACUGGGCGCCAACGGCGGCGAGCGAUCACGAACCGGAAGCUGUGAUGCGACGAGGAACUACAUCUCGGACGAACUGAAAUACGGAGCGGGACACUCGCGGGAACGGGAUCUCAGCCAUCACAACAACAGCCAUAGCUCGCACCACAACCACCAGUCGCUGGACUCGAACCCGGUGGAAAGCCAAUCCGAGUGGAGCGACGACGAAUGCCGGGAGGAGGCGACCGGCGGCGCCGAGAGCACCGGCUACAUUACGGACGAACCCGGCCUCGAGAAUAUCUCGCUGCUGAACGAGGCCGGUCUCACCGACGCGGAGGGCGCCCUGUCGGACGUGAACUCCCUGUACAACGCGCCGGACGUGGACGACACGUCGAUUUCGUCCCGGGCCAGCAGCCGGCUACUGAGCCUGGACUCGCUGAGCGGCCUGUACGACUGUGAUUUAGACUCGAAGCACGAGAUGGCCAUCGUGAGCGUGUCGCACAAGAUUAGUAGUAAGUUUGGACCAAGUCAGGGCGGAAGCAGUAGUAGUUCGGCACCUCCGGUGGCCAGUGUGGGAACGGAAACCACCGGAGGAAGUGGCGGCGGUGGCGGAACCGGGUGAGGGUUGUGCAGUGCCGGCGAAACGGGUCCGCCUAGUGGACCGGCUUCCGUUGGCCAGGUGAGUGCCGCUUCCGGAGAGGAUGAACAGCAGGAAUCUACCAGCACCGUCAGUGCUGGCGGUGCCAAGCCGAGCAGGUUGUAAAUAUAGGGGAUAAGUGGAGGAAAAGGGGUUUCCCAAGAUUUCGGUAGUGGCAUUUUAGUUUCUACUUUCGUCGCUUACGUUCAUUGUGUUGAAUAGUUGGGAGCGCUGUUUCGCUGAUUGAAAAUGCAUUUUUAGGGUUAUGUUUGGCUUAAUCUAGAUGGAAAGGUGGAAUAAAAGGCGCUUACUUUGUUAUCAGUGAAGGAUUUUGAAUAAGCAGAGAGAAAAUGUUAGGGUUUUUAUUUUUGGAGUGACAAUUCGAUACCUAUUUUUGUUUGAAAAUUUUUAU